This is a messenger RNA of Camellia sinensis, 1590 nucleotides long. Lineage: Eukaryota; Viridiplantae; Streptophyta; Magnoliopsida; Ericales; Theaceae. The record is from RefSeq and is a predicted model, not a curated record.
CGUUUUGGGUAUGGUGGGGUGAAAAAUUAAAUUUUCUUAUAUAUUAAGGGUACUGGAGCAAAUUUUGUGGGUAAUUAAGAAAAAAUUAUAAAUUUAGGGGUUAUUUUGUAAUAAUCAAAACAUAAACAAAUUAGGUUUAUGUUAUACGCAACCAGCAACAACUCUUUGACUACGAAGAAGACGAAGACGGCUUUGAUUUUUCAGUAGCAAAGUUGGUUCAAUUUUUUAGCUGUUCUUCGAUUUUUCAAUAGCAACUGUGAUUCGAUUUUCAGCUAUUCUUCAACUUUUCGCAGCAAUUUUUCAUAGAGUGAAGAUUUGAAGAUUUGAUCGGUUCAUAAUCUUCUGUUGAUAAAAAUUUGAAGAUUUCAAUCUACUGUUGAUGAAUAUUUCGAUCGAUUCAUAAUCGAGAUUCAUAAUCGUCUGGCAGAGGUCUACAGUGCCGAUGUCCAAGUAUACAUCUCUCGAACUUGAUUCAGUUAUACAACUUUACUAGUGUUGGAAAACUUUCUUACAUGUGAACUUCUGAAGAGAAGAUUGGUUGCUCACUUGGCCCCUAGUGGUUACCUUAAACUACCAAAUGUUGUCUGGAUCACUGGGGCAAGCCGUGGCAUUGGUGCAAGCUUGGAUUUGAGGAACAUAUAUCUCCACGGUAACAAAUUGGAACUCAACCGGUACCUUGUACAGUGGUGAACACCAACAUUGUAGAUUUUGACUUUACUAGCAUUCUAUUUGGAUUGUAAUUUUUUCAUAAAAUUUUUUUUUCCAAGUUUUUAGUUGUAAUGACUUUCACAUAUGGCUCAAAUUUUGAGACUCAAAUGGAAUGCUUGAUUAAAUUACAAUGUUAUACGACGUGCUGUCCUGGAAUAAAAGCACCUGAUUUAGAAGAAGAUGAUAAAUUCUAUGAGGACUUCAAUAUGGAUGAAGUUGACUUGAAUAUUGAGAACUAUGAAGAAACAUUUGGUGUAGCUCUUAAUGAUCCAGAACAACUGUUUGGUAAUGAUGGAAUUGGUAGCUUGUUUGGAGUGAAGGACAUGUCCGGUGCUGAUUUGAACCAUCGAGGCACAUAUGCAGCUGAGGCGUCAUCAAUUGGACUAGUUAAGUCAUCUGCUAAUUCCGUGAUAAGCUCUAAAACUGAUCCAAACCUUUGCUUUGCAAUGCAAGCCCAUUCCAGCAUCUCAUUUUUUGGUCUUGGCGUGGAGAGUAGUGCUGCAAAUCAUCAAGAUUGGUGCUUCUCCAAUGGUUCUCAUGGGAAAGCCGCCUCCAUUGUGUCCUGAAAGUUCAUUCCCUUCAACUAGUAAGAGCAGCUCUGUUAUGUGUUACAUGGAAAAGAAGAAGACACGCAAGUAAGAGUAGAGCAGUUUUUCCCUUUUUACACUUCAUUUAGGUUAAAAAAAGAAAAGAAUAUUGUGUGGACCUAGGAAGCAUGGAUGUGUAUUUAAUUCACGUUCAAUUCUUUUUGAUUGUUUAGUUCUUUGGUUUAAUGGAUAGUAUAUUUUCAGGUUUGUGAUAGUUCCGAGGAAAGAAAAACAAGAAAGUGUAGAAGAAGUGUUAAUGCGUGAAUGUUGAGAUUUUAUUAAAGGAAUAAAUGGA